ACCGACACGUCAACUUCUGUCAAAUAAACAUCAGUCGUGUUCAAUAAUUUUUGUUUGUAAAAUCUUCAUUUAUUUAUAGUUUUUAAUCCUAAAUAUGAAAAUGGACGGAAUGGUGUUAGAGCCCACUCUUUACACCGUAAAAGGAAUGUGUAUUCUAGACAAUGACGGAAAUCGUAUACUUGCAAAAUACUACGACAAAAAUCUCUUCCCCACAAUCAAAGAGCAAAAAGUAUUCGAAAAAAAUCUCUUUACCAAAACCCACAGAGCAAACGCUGAAAUCAUAAUGCUCGAUACACUAACCUGCGUUUACAGAAGCAACGUGGAUUUAUUUUUCUAUGUAAUGGGCAGCUCGAAUGAGAACGGUUUGAUUUUGAUGUCUGUAUUGAACUGUUUAUUCGAGUCUGUGAGUCAGAUUCUGAGGAAAAAUGUUGAAAAGCGAGCUGUUUUGGAAAGUUUAGACAUUGUAUUGUUAGCUUUUGAUGAGAUUUGUGAUGGGGGUAUUAUAUUGGACACUGAUCCCAGUUCGGUUGUACAACGGGUGGCUUUGAGGACAGAAGAUAUUCCAUUGGGUGAACAAACUGUUGCACAAGUAUUACAGUCGGCAAAGGAACAACUGAAGUGGUCUUUGUUGAAAUAGCGGGAGGAACAUAUUAAUGUGUAAUAUAUAACUUUUAAUGCAUUUUGUUUAUAAUAUAAGUAUAAUAAAUUGAGUAUAAAUA
Molecule: messenger RNA, 719 nt
Organism: Ctenocephalides felis (cat flea)
Lineage: Eukaryota; Metazoa; Arthropoda; Insecta; Siphonaptera; Pulicidae
Gene: zetaCOP
Product: coatomer subunit zeta-1
Exons: 1
Coding region: 95-637 (180 amino acids)
Biological process (GO): retrograde vesicle-mediated transport, Golgi to endoplasmic reticulum; intra-Golgi vesicle-mediated transport; intracellular protein transport
Cellular component (GO): COPI vesicle coat
Source: RefSeq, a predicted model, not a curated record